This is a messenger RNA of Silurus meridionalis, 2327 nucleotides long. RefSeq names its product ovo-like zinc finger 1a (gene ovol1a). Gene Ontology annotation, molecular function: DNA-binding transcription factor activity, RNA polymerase II-specific; RNA polymerase II cis-regulatory region sequence-specific DNA binding. Gene Ontology annotation, cellular component: nucleus. Gene Ontology annotation, biological process: epidermal cell differentiation; regulation of transcription by RNA polymerase II. Lineage: Eukaryota; Metazoa; Chordata; Actinopteri; Siluriformes; Siluridae. The record is from RefSeq and is a predicted model, not a curated record. The coding region runs from base 505 to 1476 and encodes 323 amino acids. The transcript is spliced from 4 exons.
CUGCCACCUGUUUCCUCAUGAAUGUGUACCUGCGCCUCAAUCAACCUUUGAAAUUCGUCGUGCCGUGGCUCAAGUGAGCGGAUCGACACAUUUCCUCCAUCGUUCUGGCCUGGCUUUCGAUCAGGCGGCUGGGCGGUUAGUUUACGCAAAUUCGGUUCAAGGAACAAGCUCGGAGUGUGGAAGUUACGGAAGAGAAGGAGGCAGGGCGCGCUAAAAAAAAAAAAAAAGUGGACAAAUAGUGGGAGACGCCACGGGAACCUGUAGCCUAUAGGUACAAAAGUUUGUAGAGGCAGCGAGGUGAGGUGAGAAGGGAGGAGAUCGAAACAGAUCCGCCGGGGUCUCGAUUGAAACCUUAUCGCGGAUCGUCCUACAAAGCAGGUAUAUGUAUUAGUUGAAUCACCUGUGUGCUGAAUUUGGACAAAAGUGUAGAGACUACAGCGUUACACUAACUACAAUAGAGAGAGAGAAAGAGAUAGCGGAGAGCCACCUGGAGAAGUCAACAACAUGCCACGAGCAUUCCUGGUGAAAAAGCCCAAUGUUUCACCCGGCAAAAGAAGCUGGAGUGAUCUACCUGACCACGAACGAGGAGACAUUUACAUACCAGUGUCUGUGUCCACUCGAGCUCUGUGGGAUGAGACAGAGGCAAGUACAGCCGAGGUGGCCCUUUGUCUGUCCACACAUAAAGAACGCAACAGAUGUACACAGAAAUAUAUGCUAGAGCCAUGCACCUUGGUUUCUACAGCUGAACUUCCCUCCUGUACUGCUCUGGGACAGCAGCCCAGUCCUGAAACCGAGCGCAUCCGUAGUACACAGAGCAGCACAUAUGUCCGAUCCAAGAUCAAGGUGACUACAGGUGAACUCCCUGUCGAAGCUCCACUUACUAUUCUGAGCACAGCUGCUGAUCCUCCUGUCACUGUGCCAAACCCACGUCCCACAACUAGCACUGAAACGACAUCUGCACCUACAACAGGGGGAACCUAUGCAUGUCAGGUGUGCCAGAAAGUGUUUCAGUACCAACGCAUGCUCAACAGACACCUGAAGUGUCACAAUGAACAGAAACGGCAUCUGUGCAGUUUCUGCGGCAAGGGCUUCAAUGACACCUUCGAUCUCAAGAGGCAUGUGCGCACACACACAGGUGUUCGUCCGUAUAAAUGUAAUUUGUGUGAAAAGGCCUUUACCCAGCGCUGCUCUCUGGAGUCCCACAUGAAGAAGAUCCAUGGUGUGACGCAGCAGUAUGCCUACAAGGAACGACGCACCAAGCUCUAUGUCUGCGAGGAAUGUGGCCACACUGCUUCCACACAGGAUUCAUUGCUGCGCCAUCUCCAUACUCAGCAUCCAAACAGUGCCUUCUUGCGGGCCAAGGGGGCACGUAGACAUUCAGGGGGAGCAGGUGUUGUUGUACGGGAGGAAAACUCCCUGCCUGGCUCUCCUUUAUCUUUGAACAGUGAUGACACGACAGGAUCAGGAGGAAGGUAGAAAGAGUUGAGAUUGAUUGAGACAUAAAAUAAUAUUGUCAUAAUAGACAUCAUUCACAGUAUGUCAGCUGGAUCAAAUGCAAUGUUAUUUAAAAUAUGACAAGUGAUAAAUUAAAACUGGAAACUUAGCGAGUGAAUAAAGUGAAUGUCAAGUGAAAGACUUUGACAUAUUAGAAAAGCUGAUGAAUGGUCCCUGCAGUAAUCAUCAGUUUACACAUCCACUAUAUAUGAGGGCUGGCUCUUCUUUUUGAAAUCAGUGAACAGCUAAAUAAUGAUUAUGCACUAGUUUAGUUUACAUUAAAAAGUUGAAAAGAAAACUAUUUGAUGUAAAUAGUACUCCAUUUUUGCUCAGGGGUGAAACAAUAAAAAAAACUUUUCUAAAAUAUUGUUAUAUUAAAAUUGUUAUAUAUAAUGUCGUAUUUUGUUGCAAGGAAUUAUGGAAGCGGGAAUGGGAUGGUGUUUGGUCAGUAAUUACUGAUGUAAUAUAUUUUCUCAAAUGUAUGAAGAAAUGUGUAUUUAUCAAGGUGGUGUCUAGUUUUCUCUUGGUGGAGUUUGUCACAUAUUUCAGAUUUUAUAAAUUUAUAAGAACAUAUAAAUCUCUGUACAUAAUAUGAACAUUUUCUUAUUAAUUAGUAUCCUCAAGGGUAAGAUUUGAGUUUAAUAUGAAAUAUGUGCUCACUACAGCUACUGUCUAAGAUCCUAAGUGUACUAAUGGAGAUUUGUAUUCAGGCCUGAUAAUAGUUUAACUAGAGACACUAAAGUACUGUAUGAAAUUUUACUACAGAACUUUUUUUUAAGUAAAUGUGUUUCUGUGUAAAAUAAACAAUAAACUUUUAUUUUAUGUUAAACCUA